AUGGCCCAUCAAGCAGCCCUGAUCUUCGGCCCGCAGACAACCCUCCCCCCGCCCUCGCUCACCUCUCAACUCCGCGCAGCUCUCCUCCUAAAUCCCCGUCUAUACCCUCUCCGCAAAUGCAUAGAGUCGCUCCCGGCAGUCUGGCCAGUCCUCGUCUCCGCAGACCCCGCACUGGAUCAAGUCCCCGGCGUCCGCGCCCUCAAGGACUUGACCCGCUGGCUCUCACACGGCGAGUUCCCACCGGCAAAAGCGAUCUCCGAACUCCCCUCUGCAUUCGUCACACCCUUUACAGUUAUCCUGCAUAUCGUGCAGUAUCUAUCCUACACGGACUCGAAACACGGUCCCGGGCCGCGACAUGAGCAUGUUCUCGAGUCUGUGCGGGAUCAGGGUGGUGUACAGGGGUUUUGCAGUGGGCUCCUUGCCGCGGUAACCGUUGCGACGAGUCCGGAUUUCGAGAAGGUAUUUCGGCGAGCAGAGGUUGCGCUAAGGCUGGCGGUUGGUAUCGGCGCGUAUAUUGAUCUGGAUUGCGUGGGGUCGAAGAUCAGUUCGAUUGCCAUCAAGUCGAGGCCGGCGACGCCGCGGAAUGAGCUGCAGGGGUAUUUUGAUGAGCUUGAAUCGACAUAUGUUUCCGUCGUCACAGAUGCGUCGAGCAGCACGGUCACUACACCCACACCGUUGUUAGAAGCCGUCACACAAAAGCUCAAGGCUCAGGGCUUCGCCAUGAAGCAGGUCGACCUCCGGGGCCGAUUCCAUUAUCCCGGACACGCACGAGCAGUCGAGACGCUCCGCCGGCUGGCAGAUUCAAACCCUGACUUUCAGCUCCCGCAUACCGACGCGCUGCUUGCGCCUGUGUACUCGAAUGUCAAUGGGAAGCCGUUUCCUGAAGGGCCAAUCGGCGACACGCUCAUCGAGUCGAUUCUUCUACAGCGGUGUGACUGGUACUCGACCAUGUCUGCUGCAUUUGCGGGUUUGACAUCGGAGGAUGCGACCGUCGUGCAAUUCGGCCCGGUCGAGUGUGUUCCUGCUUCUUUGUUGCGCAGGGCGCGCGCUUCAGUCCACAGAGUCACCAGCAUACCGGGGCAAGAACCAUCAAGCUCUGCAAUCCCCGCCACAAUAGAACGAGCAGGCAAAGCUGCAUCCGAACCCAUCGCAAUCAUUGGCAUGGCCUGCAAAGUCCCCGGCGCCGACAGUCUCGAGGAGUUCUGGGACCUUAUGAUGAAAGGAAUCUCCAUGUGCACGACAAUGCCCGAGGAACGCUUCAAGACAACAGGCCUGCGACGAUCCGAGGAUGGAAAACUAAAGUUCUUUGGGAAUUUCGUCAAAGACGUCGACGCAUUCGACCACCGCUUCUUCAAAAAGUCCUCGCGCGAGGCAGCGAGCAUGGAUCCCCAGCAGCGGCUGCUGAUGGAGGUUGCGUACCAGGCGAUCGAGUCGGCCGAGUAUACCGGCCCCGCGGGGAACAGAGCGAAGCGGGAUAUCGGGUGCUAUAUCGGGGCCUGUUCAAAUGACUACAACGACAAUGUCGCGUCGCACCAGCCGAACGCGUUUUCGAGUCUGGGGACGCUCAGGGCAUUCCUGUCGGGGAAGAUCAGCCAUUUCUUUGGCUGGACGGGGCCGUCGAUUACAUAUGAUACGGCGUGCUCUUCGUCUGCUGUUGCCAUUCAGGCGGCUUGCAUGGCACUUCAGAUGGGCGAGUGUUCGAUGGCUCUCGCUGGAGGUGUGAGUUUCUAUACGAACCCCUUCUUCUAUCAGAAUCUGGCCGCUGCGUCGUUUCUCAGUCCAACGGGGCCGACAAAGCCUUUUGAUGCAAGGGGGGAUGGGUACUGUCGUGGGGAAGGUGCUGGUCUGGUGUUUCUGAAGCCUCUUUCUGUUGCAGUGGCCGAUGACGAUAAUAUCCUGGGUGUCAUCGCUGCUGCGGCCGUCAAUCAGAAUGAGAACUCGACGUCAAUCACCGUGCCGCAUACCGGGUCCCAGAUCGAGCUUUACCAAAAGGUAGUAUCGGACUCUGGCCUCCACGCCCACGAUAUCACCUAUAUCGAAGCGCACGGCACAGGCACACCGGUCGGAGACCCCAGAGAAAUCACCAGCAUCCGCGAGGUAUUCGGCGGUUCCGAUCGAUCUGACACACUGGCCAUCUCUUCGGUGAAGGGCAACAUCGGACACCUGGAAGGCGCGUCUGGCGUCGCGUCGCUGAUCAAGACGAUUCUGAUGAUGCACCACGGCACGAUCCCCAUGCAGGCAAACCACACGCAGCUGAAUCCCAAAAUUGAGGCAUUAGAGCAGGACAAAAUGCUCAUCCCUCUGACGAACCAGCCAUGGAACGCGAAAUUCAAGGCUGCGUGUAUCAACAAUUAUGGUGCAGCUGGAAGUAACGCGGCGAUGAUUGUGUAUGAGCCUCCGAACAUGCGCUCAAAAUCUCAGCAGUUGUUACCCAAAUAUCCAAUCGUCGUGGCGGCCAACUCGAGUUUGAGUCUCAAAUCGUACUGUUCUGCGUUGCUGCAGUCGGACAUGUCUCUGCCGGAUCUCGCCUUCCACCUUGCAAACCGACAGAAUCGCUCCUUCCCAUAUGUACUGAUCACCUCCGUCUCCUCUCAGAAUGAGCUGCGCGAGCACCUUUCCGCGGUUGUCGAAGAUCGAAGUAGCUCAUUGCAACAGGCUGCUCCUACUGCUAAGCCAGUCGUACUUGUCUUUGGGGGGCAGACCAGUACAUCCAUCGGUCUAAGUCGGGCGGUAUAUGAUUCGUCGGCCCUACUACGCUCGCACCUAGAAAAAUGCGACAGGAUCCUCCGAUCAACAGGGCUGAAGAGCAUCUUCCCCGCCCUUUUCCAGACCGAACCCAUCACUGACGUGGUCCUCCUGCACUCGGCGCUCUUUUCGGUACAGUACGCAUGCGCCAUGUCAUGGAUAGACGCAGGCCUCGCCCCGUCCGCCCUGGUCGGCCACAGUUUCGGCCAACUGACUGCCCUCGCUGUUAGCGGUGUGCUGUCGUUGAAGGACGGGAUAGCCCUUGUAACAGGGCGCGCUUGGCUGAUGCAAACGGCGUGGGGGCCGGAGACCGGCGAGAUGAUUUCGAUUCUAGCGGAUCUGCACACCGUCACCCGGCUGAUCACCCAACCGGACGUGAGUGGCAAUGGCAAUGGGGAUUUGGAAAUCGCCUGCUUCAAUGGGCGGACCAGUCAUGUUGUCGUUGGCAAUGCAGAGGCCGUCGAUCGUCUUCAGGGGCUACUUGAUGGCGAGGGAAUCCGGUACAAGCGGCUUAAUGUCUCGCACGGUUUCCACUCGAAAUUCACGGAGCCCAUUCUACCAGGGCUAGAAGAAUGCGUUCGGGGUCUCACCUUCCGUGAACCGCGAGUUCCAAUCGAAACAUGCUCCAAGGACGCAUCCUGGUCGGAAUUCGACGCGGCCAAGAUUGUGCAACACACGCGCACCCCUGUAUACUUUGCGCAAGCAAUCGACCGAGUCACAGCCCGGCUGGGCGCCUGUACCUGGCUGGAAGCUGGUUUCGGAUCUUCCGUGACGGGGAUGAUCCGCCACUCGCUCGAGGCGCCGGCUUCACAUCUUUUCCAGCCGGUGCAACUCGGCGGCGACAACGCUGUAGCCGCCCUGGCGGACACGACGGUCGCACUCUGGAGGGCUGGGCACCGCGUGCAGUUUUGGCCGUUUGAUCGCUGCGAGAGGGCUUCGUACUCUACUAUGGGGUUGGGCAUUCCACCGUACCAGUUUGAGAAGAACCGGCACUGGCUCGAUUGGAAGGAUACAGUGAACGAGGCGCCAGCUCCUACGGCCAAGGAGACUCCUAGUGAAUUCUUGACGUUUGUCAAUGGGGACGACAAGGCUGCUGAGUUUAGGGUCAGUACGCAGCAUGAGACGUACUUGUUUUUCGUCAAGGGCCAUGCUGCGAUUGAGCAGCCACUGUGCCCUGCGCCCCUUUACCUUGACCUGGCGUCUCAGGCGUCUAGAAUCGUUUCGUCAACUUCCGACAAGGACGACUCGCGGCCGAGUAUCGAAGACCUCGAUAUCCAAGCCCCGCUGGGUGUGAGCGACCGUGUGAUUAUCCUCCGGCUCCAGCAGUCAUCCACCCCACAAUCCUCGUGGAAAUUCAGCUUCACCAGCAAGCCGACCAAUGGCAGUGCAGACGAACAAUUACACGCGACUGGCAUUGUAAUUGUACCCGCCAGCGACUCCAGAACAGCAGACGAGUUCGCCCGCUACGGCCGCCUGGUCAGUAUCAAACGGUGCCGCGAGCUGUCGUCUGAUCCCGAAUGCCAGGCGCUGCAGGGACCGGUCGUCUACCAGCUCUUCAGCAAGGUCGUCACCUACGCCGACUACUACAAGGGCGUGCAGAGCGUCUAUGCAUCCGGUGGGCAAGUCACCGGCCGAGUGCGGUUACCGCAAAUCGCCAAAGACCCUGAGCUGCGCAGGCCAUUGCUGAUCGACAGUUUCAUCCAGACCUCUGGAAUCCACGUCAACUGUCUCUCCGAUGUUGGACCCAAGGAGGUCUUUGUUUGCAACAAGGUCGACCGGGUCCAGCUUGGUCCAGCUUUUACCACAGAGUCGGUGGUAGCGGAUGCCUCGUGGAUCGUGUACUCGUCUUCCCAUGCGAUCAGCGACAGGGAGGUGUCGAAUGAUAUCUUUGUGUUUAAUGCCACCACCGAAGAGCUGGUUGUGUUUAUACUAGGGGCUCGGUUUACGAGGGUCUUGAUAUCCUCCCUCCUUCGCGUUCUCUCGCGUGCGAAUGCAGCUGACGGUGCUCCGGCGAAGUUCUCAACUGAAAAGCCUGUCAAAGCGCAGGUCAAGGUACAAGCGGCAAAGCCGGUUGCUCCUCCACCUGUAUCCAAGAUUGCAGUUCCAGACGUCAUAUCCAAGCUGAAGACAAUCCUCAGCGAGAUCGUUGAAGUCCCCGUUGCAGAUAUCCGAGACAGUCAUGUCCUCGCGGACCUUGGAGUCGACUCUUUACUAGGAACAGAGGUACUGAACGAGAUCAACGAUGCGUUCAACGUCUCCAUCACACCAGGGGAAUUUGACGUAAUGGCCGACGUGGCCUCCAUUGCUAAAUCCCUACAAGCGUUUACCGGUGUCCAAGAUAGUGGUUACGACUCAGAGGGCGUGGCCGAGUCGGUGUGUUCGAGCUCAGAUGUCUGCUCUGGCACUUGUGUUACGCCGGCCAUUACUACGCCAGAUGACUCUGUAGCAAGGCUUGCGGACUUGGUCGCUGGUCACUUGGAGUGUGAUGAGGUUACUGAAGCAAGCAAUCUCGCAGAUCUUGGGCUCGACUCCAUUCUGAGCAUCGAAUUGGCGACUGAUAUCAAAAAGAUAUUUGGCUUCGAGAUUGACGUGUCGCAACUGGACACGAAAUCAACCUUUUCAGAUCUGGUUACCCUUGCCCUGCCAGGGUAUGGAGAGGCAGCUCUACCUGCUGUCCCACCCCCUGCCCCGGUAAUGGCCGCGAAACAGGGAAAAAACAGCGAUAUUGCCAUGGAGACGGUCCUAUUCAAGCAGGCGGAGCAGACGCCAUUAUAUGCCGACAUCUACUAUCCCCCUGCUGUUUCUGACACACCACGGCCCAUUGCCCUGAUGGUCCACGGUGGCGGCCACAUUAUGCUCUCGCGCAAAGACAUCCGACCCAGGCAGACAGCACACCUGCACUCGCUUGGCUUCCUCCCCAUCUCCAUCGACUACCGUCUCUGCCCAGAGAGUCCUCUGAUCGACGGACCCAUGCGAGAUGUCUGCGACGCCAUAACCUGGGCACGCAAAACACUCCACACCAUUCCACUCGGCUGCCAGGGCUUAAAGAUCGACCCCUCUCGCGUCGUCCUCGUGGGCUGGUCCACAGGCGGCCACCUCGCCAUGACAACCGCCUACACAACAAUCGAGCGCGGCCUCGAAACGCCCGACGCAAUCCUCGCUUUCUACUGCGCGACCGAUUUUGAAGACCCCUUCUGGUCCCACCCAAACUACCCCGAGAACAGCGAAGCCCUCUCCAGACAGCCGUACAACCUCCUCGAGGGCGUCCAAAAACACCCCAUAACCGCGUAUAACGUCCCCUCGUCGGCCCGCGCAGUCGGAGGCUGGAUGGCGCCGCAAGACCCGCGCUCCCGUAUCGUCCUGCACAUGAACUGGAAGGGCCAAUUCAUGCCCGUCCUCCUCCGCGGCCUCCCGCACGCAGACAGCGUCUCAGAAUCCGAGGCGCAAGCCCUCCUCUGUCAACCCCAACCACCCCUAGAGGAAAUCCAGCGCGCGAGCCCCUAUGCACAGAUCAAAAACGGGAACUACCACACACCCACGUUUAUAAUCCACGGAACGGAGGAUGAUUUGAUUCCCUGGACGCAGAGUGUGCGCACGAUCGAGGCACUAAAGGCGCAGGGCGUGAGAGCGGACAUUGCGACUCCGCGGGGGAAGUUCCAUCUCUUUGAUAUGUAUCGGGAUCCCGAUGGGAGUUCGUGGGAGGUUGUGCGGAAAGGCUAUGAGUUUUUGGUGGAUGUUAUUUUCGGAAAGGAGUAAUUUACAUCCAUAUAAACAAAGAUGGGUUGGUAGGGCUUAGGGAGGUAGUUGUUCUUUUGUUUGGGUGGUAGAUCUGUGGUGCCUGGGAUUUAUAGAUUUCAAUAUCAUUUCGCUUUGGCUAUUGGACGCGAGAUGUCUGUCUAAAAGACUAGCGAAUCAAGAGCUAAGCUGUGCUGGCUUAUUCAGUAUCAAUAUUGAUAUUGAUAUUAUUGUUCAAAAUACCUCAGUGCAAU
Molecule: messenger RNA, 6734 nt
Organism: Aspergillus calidoustus
Lineage: Eukaryota; Fungi; Ascomycota; Eurotiomycetes; Eurotiales; Aspergillaceae
Source: the annotation of a GenBank genome assembly